Molecule: messenger RNA, 798 nt
Organism: Teleopsis dalmanni
Lineage: Eukaryota; Metazoa; Arthropoda; Insecta; Diptera; Diopsidae
Product: beta-mannanase/endoglucanase A-like
Exons: 2
Coding region: 134-679 (181 amino acids)
Source: RefSeq, a predicted model, not a curated record
GUGAUCAGUAGCUCCCAAGCGAUCGAUUUGUACGGUUGUUACUUGUUUUAAGUGGGGUUUCCCGUACCGCUCAGAGACAUUGCAAAUAUCACGAAAGUGGUUUCAACAGUUUUUUGAAGAAACUGCACACACAAUGGGGACAAAAUUCUGCUUAAUAAUACUAGCAUUUGUUGCAACAGCGUACUGUGCUGAUAAACCGGAUGUGGAUAAACUAAUUUGGGAGCUUUUUAAUAACAAGAAGAAUUCAAACAAUCAAACUAAACCCGCUGCAGGAUCUACAUCAGUAUUUACACGUCAACCUACACCCAUACCUACACCUACACCCAUACCUACACCUACACCAACCACUGAGGCUGAGCCUGCACUUACAAUAGUAUCGGAACCUAAUAUUUUACCUGACUUUACAUUUUCAAGAGUAUUUGAACUUGGACCUAUACCUAUACUUACACUUGAGACUGGUCAUGUACCUGAAUUUAGAACCGAGACCGAAUUUGAUUCUGAUUCUAAGUUUAAUUCCAACCCUGACAUUGAACCUGGCGAGGAAUGUGGAAUUGGUCGUGCUUGUGUGCCUCGGGCUUUAUGUCACAAUGAUAAAAUUAUUUAUAAUGGAAUCAACGUAAUAGAGCCUCGGAUUGGUAAUAAUAAAUGUACACUUUUUCACAAAUGCUGCAGAUUGUAAAAUAAGUGAGGUCCAUCGGUUAUGGCAAUCGUGUUAAUUCUGCGGAUUUUUUUUCGGACAUAGUCACAUAAAAUUAAUUUUAAAAUCAAAUAUUUGAUUUACUAUAAUUCAAAUUUAAA